CUCGCACACGCGCACACACACACACUAACACAUUUUGAUCAUCAAUAGUUUCUUUGUGUCAGGAUAGAAAAGGAUGUUGGUGAGGAGGGUUCUGAAAUGGCAGGCUCGACACAUGCGGGAGAAAUGGCAUGUAUAACUACACAUGACCACUAGUCGGCAGAUGUUACCUACUCCAGAAAUAGACCACUCCAUGCACGAAAAAAGUUCUGAGAGGCACGCCGAAACAGACCGAGUUGUAACAAGAGAGCUUUGAAGGGAGUAACGCGGCUGUUGUACUCUAGAAACUUGUUUGUCGCUACUUAUUGACGAUAAGACUAACUGAAGCAAUGGCUCAAGCGAUGGCAGGUAACCAGGACAUUUUCAUGUGUCCUAUUUGUUUGGAUCUUCUCAACAAUCCGGUGACUCUUAGCUGUGGACAUAAUUACUGUUUGCGCUGUAUUGAUGGCUUCUGGGAUGAGGAAGAUGUGAAGGGCGUCUACAGCUGCCCCCAGUGUCGAAAGGCUUUCCAGCGAAGACCCGUUUUAAGCAAGAACCUUAUUCUUACUGAGCUCAUGGAACAAAUGAGGAAGACUGUAGUGCCAAGCGCACCCCCUCUGGAAUGCCCUGCUGGGCUUGGAGAUGUCGCGUGCGAUGUCUGCUCUGGAAGGAAAUACCAAGCUGUCAAGUCUUGCCUGGAUUGUCUGAUGUCGUACUGUGACACUCAUUUACACGCUCACAACGAACUUGUUGGUAGAAACCACAACAUUAUCGAAGCCACGGAACAUCUAAAGGAGAGGAUUUGCCCCACCCAUAAGAAAAUAAUUGAAAUAUUCUGUCGCACCGACGGGAGUUGCAUCUGUUAUCUCUGUGGGGUAGACGCACAUAAAGACCACGACACGGUCACGGCUACGACAGAGUGUGAUAAUUUAAAGAAGGAGGUGGGCCAGAGCCGGAAGAAAUGGCAGCAGAGGAUCGCUGUGAAGGAGAGGGAGCUGCAAGUGUUGAUAAAGUCUGUGGAGAAUCUCAAGUUUCAUACACAGACUGCUGUGGAAGAGAGCGAGAAGAUGUUCGAUGAGAUGAUUCAGUCCAUUGAGAGACGGCGCAUUGAGGCGAUAGAGCAGCUCAGGGCUCAGGAGGAGAAGGAGAUAGGCCCAGCGCAAAAACACAUGGAGAAACUCGAGCGCGAGAUCGCCAAGCUGAAGAAGACCGAGGUUGACAUAAAGCAGCUCACACAGACACAGGAUGCCAUCCAUUUCCUCAAGAAUUUCUCCCCUGUCCAGGAUCCUCCCGAGUCCAAUGUGCCUGCCAUGAAGCUCAGCAAAAGCCUCUCUUUUCACACCGUGAUGGAUAGUGUCUCUGCACUGAGGGACCAUUUGGUGAUGAUCAUGAACAAACCUGCAUUAGUUCCACAUGUGCAGUCCCUUAUUGCUGAGCCAGUGACCAGAGAGGACUUCUUACAGUAUUCCUGUCACUUCACAAUGGAUCCGAACACAGCAUUCCCACAACUCCACCUGUCAAGGGGCGACAGGAGGGUGGACAGGAAACGUGACAACCACAAAUAUCCUAACCAUCCAGACCGAUUUGAUGGGUGGGGCCAGGUGAUGUGUAGAGAGGGUGUGACUGGCCGCAGCUACUGGGAGAUUCAGAGGAGUGGGUUCGUGGACAUAGCAGUGGCGUACAAGAACAUCAGCAGGAAAGGACAAGGUGAUGAGUGUGGGUUUGGAUGCAAUGAACAGUCCUGGAGUUUCGUCAUCAACAACAAAUGUUCUUUCUCACACAAUAAGGAAAUAACUAAACUUUACUCAAUUAGCGACUCCAAAAUAGGAGUUUAUGUUGAUCACAAGGUGGGAACUCUGGCCUUCUACGGCAUUAGUGAUGAUAAUUCAAUGAGUCUUCUGCACAGCAUCCAAACUAAUUUCACAAGUGCACUCUACGCUGGGUUUUGGUUAGAUACUGGCUCAGCACUAGCGAUUUUGUGAGAACUCUACAUGUAAAUUGCUGCAUCUGUGGUUCAUUCAGUGCAAGCACACACACACACACACACACACACACACACACACACACACACACACACACACACACACACUAGUACCACGACUACUAGUCGGCAGAUGUUUCCUACUCCAUAAAUAGACCACUCCAUGCCCAAACGCACACUGAAUGUGUGCAUAGUAUACACAUGAACACAAAAAAAAUAAUAUAUCAUAUAUUUUUUUAACAUAUAGUAUUUUUAG
Engraulis encrasicolus (European anchovy) is the source of this 2213-nucleotide messenger RNA. RefSeq names its product tripartite motif-containing protein 16-like. The record is from RefSeq and is a predicted model, not a curated record. Gene Ontology annotation, molecular function: zinc ion binding; protein binding. NCBI's taxonomy places the organism in Eukaryota, Metazoa, Chordata, Actinopteri, Clupeiformes, Engraulidae. The transcript has 6 exons. The coding region runs from base 327 to 1958 and encodes 543 amino acids.